GCGUUUGACGGCGACGAUUUCCCUCGACUGUUGCCCCUCCCCCAGACUGGCCCAGUCCUAGUGGCCUUUGAAGAUUCAGUACAUUAUCAGAUGAACACUGAAGAUGGGAGAGCGGAGUGGGCCAGUCUAACGCCGGGUAGUGGGCUUGUUUAUUUAGGGGAGCAGCAUCGCCCGUUCUCGAUCUCGAUGUUCCACCAAUUGCGUUGCCUCGAUAUCCUACGAGAAGAUCUUGUCGGAGAAAAUAGCAACGCGGCUCUGAGCCGUCACUGCCUCAAUUACUUGCGUCAGAUGGUGAUGUGUCGCGGUGACGCUCAACUGGAAAACGUACUUGGGUCAACCGGAAAUUCUUCUCAAGUUUUCGUGCGGCCUGGGUCAUAUAUGUGUAGUAAUUGGAAUUCUGUGCUGGAGGAAGUAAAGAAGAACCAGGCUGCAGCUGAGCUCAUGCGGUAG
Molecule: messenger RNA, 450 nt
Organism: Suillus clintonianus
Lineage: Eukaryota; Fungi; Basidiomycota; Agaricomycetes; Boletales; Suillaceae
Exons: 1
Biological process (GO): mycotoxin biosynthetic process
Source: RefSeq, a predicted model, not a curated record